AUGGUACAGCAGGCUUGUGCUCCAUGGGGCCAUUGCCGCUCCUCCAGGACAGCUGCUCAGCUAUUUUACAGAUUGCUGGACUGCUUUGACAAAUUGGGAUCCCCCUUGAACAUUGUUAUCCACAGCCAUGGUGACAGCAGUAUGAGCUUCCCCUGCAGUAGCAGACAUUGGGUGGCUGCAGCUUGUGCUACAACAGAAAUUGAGACAUUGGCUUUCAGCCGCAGCCUUAUGGCUGGUUCCACAAGUGUGUUAAUGCUGGAAAAUUCUAGAGAACACGAUAUCGAUAUCAAUAGUUAUGAUACUGACAGUCAAAAUGAAGUUUGUAUGGACUGGAACUAUCCAAGUUUGAAAUGGCAACCGUUUCAACCCAAUCAUUGGGCAACUUUGUAUAACACUAGUUACAAUGAAUUACCUGCUCCAGGUUAUCAAGUAGAUGCAGACAAAGGAUUUAAUUUUUCAACGGCAGAUGAUUCAUUUGUUUGCCAAAAGAAGAACCAUUUUCAGGUCACAGUUCAUGUUGGUUUGAUUGGAUGUCCAAAAUAUGUUAAAACACCUCUAGGCCUUAAACCAGUUGAAAUGUUCUUCUUGAAAAUUUUUGGAGUAAAGGUUGAGGCCAUGAAUCAGGUGAUCACCAUUGAACAAUCUCAAUCAGACCGGAGCAAGAAGCCUUUUAAUCCAGUCAGGGUUGAUUUGCCAGGAGACCAAACUACAAAAAUCACUUUAGGAAGAUUGCACUUUGGUGAAACAACAGCAAAUAACAUGAGGAAGAAGGGCAAACCUAAUCCUGAUCAAAGAUACUUUAUGCUUGUAGUUGGCCUGUAUGCUGCCAGCCAAAACCAGAAUUAUUUAUUAGCUGCUCACACAUCUGAAAGAAUAAUUGUGCGGGCUUCAAAUCCUAGUCAGUUUGAAAAUGAUCGUGAAGUAACAUGGCAACGAGGGCAUGCUCCUAACACAAUUGUCUGUCAAGGCCAAGUGGGGAUCAACACAGAUACUCCAGAUGAGGCAUUGGUUGUGUGUGGCAAUGUAAAGGUAAUGGGAACAGUCAUGCAUCCAUCGGACAGACGAGCUAAACAGAAUAUCCAUGAGGUUGAUACUACUGAGCAACUAAAACGGAUAACACAAAUGAGGCUAGUAGAGUAUGAUUACAAGCCUGACUUUGCAUCAAAAAUGGGAGUAGAUCAUCCUCAUGAAACUGGUAUAAUAGCACAGGAAGUGAAGGAAAUCCUGCCAUCAGCUGUAAGAGAGGUUGGGGAUGUGACCUAUACCAAUGGCGAUAAAAUCGAGAAUUUCCUCAUGGUUGACAAAGAACAAAUUUUCAUGGAGAAUGUUGGAGCAGUGAAAGAGUUAUGCAAGUUGACUGACAAUUUUGAAAAAAGAAUUCAAGAAUUAGAAACCUGGAACAAAAAUCUUGCCAAACUGAAGCGGAUUGGGAGCAUGAAAUCCACGAUAACUGAGAAAAAUAGGAACAGCAUAUUUGGUCGAUCAACCAACAUGCCACCAUCAAAGAAACCAGUUAUGGCCAAACGCAAGGCCUACCUUAACCAGAAGAAAGGUGACUGUUCUUUACACAAGGUUUUCCAUGUUGUCAUCAUGGCUUUAUUGGGUCUCAUGGCCUUUUGCUAUAUUUCAGAGUCUUUUACAACAAAAGAAUAUACUGCCUUUACUCUGCAUACAAUGUUGUCAGAACUGACAACAAGCCAAGUAAUAAAUAUGAAGCAAAUUAAAAAUGGUGAUUGGUUUGAUACGUCUGUUAGAUCAAUAAGGAUUAUGGAAAGCCAACAACUUAUUGAUCACCGUUACUGUGCUAAAGGAGUUCAUUGUGGGAAUGGCAACUAUAGCUACAUAAUUCCAGUCAACAAAUAUACUCCUGUGAAUAUGAGAAUUACUUUGGAGAUGAACACCACAUCACCCUUGAUUGUUUACAAAUGUGUGGUGAACCUCGGCAGGACAUGUAUAAAAUCUGCAAGCAUUGUUAUGAAAAGGGAUAUUUCACAAGAAAUGUCGCAGGGAUAUCAGCAUUUCUGGUUCUUGCCUGUAGCACAUCUACAUGAGUGUACAUUCCAUUUUCGUGUUGCAGCACCAGGCCUGGCAGAUUGCAGAACAAAUCAGAACUUCGCUGGGAUAUUCUUUACCGAUUACUACUUUUACUUCUAUCGACAAUGUAUCUAAUUCAGUAGAACAAAUCCUACAUAUGUAUUGACCUUGGACUUAUUGAAGGACCUUCCUUAAGUAUAGGGUUUCUUGUAGCUCCAUUAAUAUGUUCAAAGUCCUU
Molecule: messenger RNA, 2272 nt
Organism: Carcharodon carcharias (great white shark)
Lineage: Eukaryota; Metazoa; Chordata; Chondrichthyes; Lamniformes; Lamnidae
Product: myelin regulatory factor-like protein
Exons: 19
Coding region: 1-2169 (722 amino acids)
Biological process (GO): protein autoprocessing; positive regulation of DNA-templated transcription
Cellular component (GO): endoplasmic reticulum membrane; nucleus
Molecular function (GO): DNA-binding transcription factor activity; sequence-specific DNA binding
Source: RefSeq, a predicted model, not a curated record